This is a messenger RNA of Micromonas commoda, 1233 nucleotides long. It is a transcript of the gene ASP1, whose product is annotated as aspartate aminotransferase. The transcript has a single exon. Lineage: Eukaryota; Viridiplantae; Chlorophyta; Mamiellophyceae; Mamiellales; Mamiellaceae. The record is from RefSeq and is a predicted model, not a curated record. Gene Ontology annotation, biological process: biosynthetic process; amino acid metabolic process. Bases 1 to 1233 code for a protein of 410 amino acids. Gene Ontology annotation, molecular function: pyridoxal phosphate binding; transaminase activity.
AUGAGCACUCGCGCCGCCGCGGGCCCCUCCUUCCUCUCCGGCGUGGAGCAGGCCCCCGCCGAUCCCAUCCUCGGCGUCUCCGUCGCCUUCCGCGAGAGCACCAAUCCCAACAAACUCAACCUCGGCGUCGGCGCGUACCGCACCGAGGAUCUCAAGCCCUACGUCCUCGACGUCGUCAGGCAGGCCGAGAAGCGCAUGAUCGAGGCUGACUACGACAAGGAGUACCUCCCCAUGCAGGGACUCGCCGAGUUUAACGAGGCGACCCGCAAGCUUCUCCUGGGCGAGGGAUCCGCGGCCGUCGCCGAGAGCCGCGUGGCGACGGUGCAGUCGCUCUCGGGCACCGGAUCCCUGCGCGUGGGCGCCGCGUUCAUCGGCAAGUUCAUGCCGGGCGCCGUCGUGUACCUCCCGAACCCCACCUGGGGCAACCACAAGAACAUCUUCGCCGACGCCGGCGUGGAGUGGAGGGAGUACCGCUACUACGACAAGGCGACCAUCGGGCUCGACCUCGACGGCAUGAUAGCCGACCUCAAGGCCGCGCCGGCGGGGUCCGUGAUUUGCCUUCACGGCUGCGCGCAUAACCCCACGGGCGUCGACCCGACCAAGGAACAGUGGGCCGCCAUCGCCGACGCCGUGGAGUCGAACGGGCUGGUUCCUUUCUUCGACGUGGCGUACCAGGGCUUCGCGUCUGGAUCUCUCGAGGAGGACGCGUACGCCCCUAGGCUGUUCGAGCGCAGGGGGAUCGAGUUCUUCUGCGCGCAGUCCUACUCCAAGAACCUCGGGCUGUACGCCGAGCGCAUCGGCGCCAUCAACGCCGUGGUGAACGACAAGGAGACGGCGGCGAAGACUUUGUCUCAGAUGAACCGCAUCGCGAGGGCCAUCUACUCGAACCCGCCGGUGCACGGCGCGAGGAUUGCCGCGACGGUGAUCAACGAUCCGGCGCUGUUCGCGCGAUGGAACGAGGAGAUGGGGGAGAUGGCCGGGCGCAUCAAGACGGUUCGUGCGAUGCUCUACGAUAACCUGUGCAAGCUCAACCCGGACAAGGACUGGAGCUUUGUGACGAGGCAGAUCGGCAUGUUCAGCUUCACGGGGCUUAACCCGAACCAGGUGAAGCACAUGACGGAGAAGCACGCCAUCUACAUGACCGGGGACGGGCGCAUCUCCCUCGCGGGGCUCAGCCAGGCCAAGUGCGAGUACCUCGCCAACGCCAUUGUCGACUCCUUCACGGUGGAGUGA